AAAACGAAACCGGUAGUGGAAAUCUCGAAGUCUCGAAUAAUGAGGAAGUUGUGAGUUUUGUUUUAUAUUUCAUGCAGUUAAAGUCAGUUAGAAGUGUUUUAAAAAUCAUUCAUUGUUUAUUUACAACUUGUGAAAUCCCCGUUGAUUUUGAAUUGGAUAAAACUAAUCUCAUAUACCUAGAGCAGCGUGACAUUUCAUCCAAUUACAGGAGAUUUCAAGUCACACAAGAUUAUAUUUGGAAACAAUGAAGAAGAGGCUUCUUAGCUUCUUUAUUAUAGGUGUCGUUUGUCUGAGUUUGGUAACUUUGAGUCAGUCAGAGAGUGAAGAUGAAGAUGAUGCUGUAGUAACAACCGAGGAAGAUGAUGUAGUUGUAGAUGACAUAAUUUAUAGGAGUCCUACACCAUCUGGCAAUGUGUACUUUGCAGAACAUUUUGAUGACAUAAAUCAAUUCAACAAGAAGUGGACAUUGUCAGAGGCUAAGAAGGAUGAUACAGAUGAUGAUAUUGCCAAGUAUGAUGGAAAAUGGGAAGUUGAAGCUCCACAAAAGAAUGGCUUGGCUGGGGAUCUCGGACUUGUUUUGAAAUCCAAAGCAAAACAUGCUGCAAUAUCCGCUCGUCUGGAUCGCCCUUUCAAAUUCACAGUAAAGCCAUUGAUAGUGCAGUAUGAAGUAACAUUGCAAGAGGGACAAGAAUGUGGUGGUGCCUACCUAAAACUACUCACACAUGGGAAGCACACAGCUGAUCUCCGCCAGUUCCAUGACAAAACACCAUACACCAUUAUGUUUGGGCCAGAUAAAUGUGGCAAUGAUCAUAAACUUCACUUUAUUUUCCGCCACAAGAACCCACUGAAUGGAACAUUCUCAGAGAAACAUUGCAAGAAACCUAAGGAACGUUUAGAGGAACCAUUCAAAGAUAAGCUUCCGCACUUAUAUACAUUACAUGUUCGACCUGACAACACUUUUACAGUGAAACUUGAUCAUAAAGUAAUCAACGAGGGCAAUUUACUAGAUGAUUUUACCCCACCCGUUAAUCCACCACCUGAAAUUGAUGAUCCUAAUGACAAGAAACCUGCGGACUGGGAUGAACGUGAGAAGAUACCUGACCCAGAGGCACGUAAACCUGAUAAUUGGGAUGAAGAUGCCCCUGCUAUGAUACCUGAUCCAACUGCCACAAAACCAGAGUCCUGGUUGGAAGAUGAGCCCGAAAUGAUUCCGGAUCCCAAUGCAGAGAAGCCCGAUGACUGGGAUGCCGACAUGGAUGGAGACUGGGAGGCGCCACUCAUUCCUAAUCCUGCAUGUGAGAGCGCUCCAGGUUGUGGUCCCUGGAAACCUUCACUGAUAAACAACCCAGACCAUAAGGGGAAAUGGCGUGCACCCCUUAUUGAUAAUCCAAAUUAUAAAGGCAAGUGGAAGCCCCAGAGGAUUGCCAAUCCAGACUUCUUUGAAGAUAAAGAGCCAUUCAGGAUGGCAGAUAUUGCUGCAGUUGGCCUAGAAUUGUGGUCUAUGUCAAAUAUGAUUUUAUUUGAUAAUUUCAUCAUAACUGAUGAUCCAGCUGUGUCAGACACUUGGGCUGCUGAGACGUUCGACCUCAAGCGCAGGAAGCUGGACAAAGAUGGUGAAAGUUUGUUUAGUCGACUAGUGACAUACACCAAUGAGCAGCCAUGGUUGUGGGCUGUGUAUGUAAUAGUGAUUGGUCUACCCAUAGUGCUUGUUUUAGUCUUCUGCUGUGGUUCCUCUUCACAGGACAAAGAAGAACAGAGACGUGCAGCUGAAGCAAAGAAGACAGAUGCUGUAUCACCAGAUGACAUUGUAGACCAAGCACCAGUGAAGGCAACCAAAUCUAAGAGUCAGCUAGAGGUGCAGGAGGAGGAGGAGGAGGAGGAAGAAGAAGAAGAAGCAGAAGCAAGUGGAGGAGAGGUGGACACUGAUGCACUGAAAACUGAGGAAGCAGUAUCUGAAAUUUCAGAAGAUGCUCCUAGAUCACCGAAGAAACUUGCAUCAAGUAAAGAAUGAUAGCUGUCACCAUAUGUAUAAAUUGAGAACAACCAUUACCAGUAAUCAAAAUAUACUGAACAUCUAAGUACAUUGCAAGUUUGUUCAUGGAUAUGUGGAAGUUCUUGGACUUGAAGGUGGUGAGUCUUAGUAUUAAUGGUACAAUUUUUAUACAAACUUCACCAUUCUUCAUUUUGUGUGUAUUGUUUAAAACUCCUUGUCAUUGUGUUUAUACAAGAGUAUGGUCUCCAGUUAUCAUAAUUCUGUUCAUAACUGGAAUGUGAUUAUGAAUUUCAAGCAGAGAACAAAAAAAAAAUGCUGUAAACCAAGUUGUGGAAAUGAAGUGUGCACAGUGUUACUGUGUUUGAAAAUGAACGUAAUCUUCUUUUCUCUCCUCCAAAAGUGUAUUUAAAAUUUCUACAUUCUGCAUUCUGAACCUUUGAACUGAAAGAUUUCUUUUAUAUAAUCAUUUAAUUUCAUGUUGGCUACAUUAUCUUAUUUCACUAUUAAAUAUGUCAGAAUUUGACUCUGUAACCUGCAAAUUUGUAUUUAAUUGCAACUGGUAAAACCCCAAAUGCAUAGAACAUGUCUUAUUUUUACUAAAACUUGGUUAGUUCAGAUCAUACAAUAAGAUAAUUGUGUGUCUGUUGGUAAUACCUAAAUAUUGCUAAAAUAUUUUUAGAAAUGGGAUAUUCAGUAAUCUGGGAAAUUACAUGUAAUAUGUUGAUUGCUAAGAAAACAGUGUUAAUUGAAAUAAGUGCAUUUUAUCCUCGUAGAGUAAUGUACAGUUAAAACCCGUUAUUAUUUAUGCAAGCAUCUUCAGCUUCCAUAUUCAUAACCACAGAUAUUUAUCACAUUUGUUCCAUCAUGUCACCUUUUCUAACAUGAGCCGAAUUUUAUAGUAUUGUUUAAGGAUAGAUCGUUAUGGUUUAAACCUAUUGUAUAAAAUUUAUGCAGGAAAAAAAAUUGUCAGAUUUAAAUGCAUUUGUUUUGUUUGUGAGUUCUGUACUAAACAGUGGUCUCAGGUUUUCUAAUGCAUUCACUCAGAAUUUCAGCCUCUAUCUGUCAGGGUCUAAUUAGUAGUAACAGGAUAAGUUCUGUAAUAAUUGUUCAUAUUAAAGUUUCACUUUACAUUGUACACAUGAGCCUGUGUGACAUAAUUCUUUAUGCUUCUCUGCCAUCUGAUGCUUGAUAUAAUGAGUAUAUAGAAAGAUGUAUGAUUGUGUGUGCAGUGUCAGCUGAAACAAGAAGUCAUAGCUUGCAUAUUGAGUCUGUGAAACAACAAAGAAAACCCCUUUUUAACUUAGUUUGUUGUAAAACAAACAGUGGUGAAGAAUUGUUUAAUUAAUUUCAGUUGUCAAAACAGUUAAAGUGUUAUUGUAUUUAUGUAUUUUAUGGCAAAAAUAAUUUCUAUUGUAAAUUAGAGUAAGUGAACAUAGUCACUAUAGCAGCCUUUCAAAUAGGUUAAAACAUUUUUAGUAAUGCACUCGAAUCUGUUAGGAGGUGUAGUUAAAGCUGUGUUCUUUAUAUUUGUAAGUUUUUAUGCUGAAACAUAAGAAUAUACUUCCUUACACUUGUUUCUAAAAUGCAUUUAAUUCUGUUAUUCAGCUAAGUAACUGGAAGUUCUUACAAGGUUGCAUGUUAGUUCACAGUGCAUCGUGCUUGCCAUUUUGCCAUACUUUGUAACAUGCUAUGUUAAAUAUAAAACCCCCUCAAAGCUUUAUGGUUUAAAAUUUUUCUUCUUCACAUAUUGGUACUUACAAAAAAUAAACAACUGUUAACAUUCUGUUAAUGUCCAAUUCUGAAUAUUGCAUUGUUAUUCUAGCCAAAAUAGCAUCUAGUCAAGUAGUUAUGUUUGAAUCAUAAUAUGAUUCAUAAAACAAACUGUGUUGUGUUGACAAUGGAAAUGGCUGAAUGAAAAUUGGAGAAGAUUAAUAGAUUGUGAUGAAUCAGGAUAUCAUAUUAAGUUUGUGGUACACAAUCUAAGACUGAUGCUUGGACCAAGUAAUGUACCAUUAUGAGCAUGAACAGAGAAUUUUUGCCUUGAAAGAGAGAUGUUUGGUAUUUGCAGUAUUACAGUUUUGAAUUUCUCAUCAACAACAUAAGUUAAUAUCUAUUCUGUUUGUAUAUGUAGAAGAUACUGCUUUGUAUGUAUAUUCUGGGUGAUGAAUGGCUCUAUGUUUUUUCUUACACUAACAUUCCGUUGAUUACUACAUCUGUAUAUGUUAAUAACUAUUUCUUUUCCUGAAUUGUGUUCUUGUAAGUGCUCAGCUGGAGAUAGAAGUACAUCAGCUUUACAGUCACUGUGAAAAUGGCAGCUAUCAUAGCAUGAGAAAGCUUGAGUUCUGUAACAUGACUGGUUUGUUUUGUAAUUGACAGUAAUGUGUUUUAAACAGUAAUAGAACCAUAAUAAUUAAAUGACACAGACUUCAGUAAUUGCUGGAAUAUUUUCUGUUUUGUUGUAUGACAUGAGUAUUCAGCAGACUGCUUAUCUGUUAGUACCUUACUUUGUCCCAAGUUUGGAAACGUCAUCACUUACUGAGUAAAUACAGUUACCCAUA
This is a messenger RNA of Cryptotermes secundus, 4551 nucleotides long. RefSeq names its product calnexin. The coding region runs from base 245 to 2011 and encodes 588 amino acids. The record is from RefSeq and is a predicted model, not a curated record. Gene Ontology annotation, molecular function: calcium ion binding. The transcript has 10 exons. Lineage: Eukaryota; Metazoa; Arthropoda; Insecta; Blattodea; Kalotermitidae. Gene Ontology annotation, biological process: protein folding. Gene Ontology annotation, cellular component: endoplasmic reticulum; endoplasmic reticulum membrane.